CGCAAGGAAUCGCGUGUGAGGCGCAGAGCAGGAACACCCCUUUGAACGGCAGAUUCUCUGUGAAAAGCUCGGAGAGAGUCGGUUCGCCGCUUAUGACCGCGCCGAAAUCACGCUCCGACCGAUCCAUGCCUCUCAGAGACUCCUCCUCCGAGAGAAUGGAGGGCACCGGUAGCUGGGACGCCCUCGAAUGGACCAAGAUUGAGCCGGUUUCGCGGUCAAUUUCGUAUACGAAUUUGGAGUUCUUGAUUGAGGCAGAGCAAGUCAUAGUGGAGGGUUAUGGUGUUGUUCUCGUUAACACUGAUGAGGCAGGUACUUUGCUAGUAACCAAUUAUCGACUUCUUUUUCUGAGUGAGGGAACAAGGAAUAUUAUCCCCCUGGGUACUAUACCAUUGAUGACAAUUGAGAAGUUCAACAAAAUUGCUUCGAAGAUGCAAUCAGCUCCUCGCCAGUCUGACAAGAGUCCAUCUCGACGACUUCUCCAGGUUAUUGGGAAAGACAUGAGAAUUAUUGUCUUUGGAUUUCGACCUCGAACAAAGCAGAGACGUGCAGUAUUUGACGCAUUGUUGAGGUGUGCGAAGCCACCAAGACUCUGGGAUCUUUAUGCUUUAAUUUCUGGGCCUUCCAAGUUCAGUAACACUAACCCACAGUUGCGAUUAUUAAAUGAAUAUUUUCGGCUUCUUGGAAAGGGCUUUUCCCAUGCAUCAGUAAGCAUGGUUGAAGAUGGUUCUUUCACAUUGUCCAAUGACUUAUGGAGAAUAAGUAGUGUAAAUUCCAGCUAUACAAUCUGCCAGACUUAUCCAUUUUCCUUGAUUGUACCAAGUUGCAUUACUGAUGAUGAUUUGCUUCAAGCUUCCAGCUUUCGAGCAAGAUGUCGAUUGCCUGUAAUUACGUGGUGUCAUCCAGGAACGGGAGCAGUUCUUGCGCGGUCAUCCCAACCAUUAGUUGGUCUUAUGAUGAACAUGAGGAGCAAUACUGAUGAGAAGCUUGUUGCUGCACUUUGUACUCAACUUGGUGGUGCAGGGGGAAAAAGGAGGAAGUUAUACAUAGCUGAUGCUAGACCUAGAAAAAAUGCUUUGGCUAAUAGUGCAAUGGGAGGUGGCUCGGAGUCCUCUUCAAACUAUUUUCAAUCUGAGGUAGUUUUCUUUGGGAUAGAUAACAUCCACGCGAUGCGAGAUAGUUUUGCUCGGCUAAGAGACUACUUGGAUACACAUGGUGCAAAUUCAUCAGAUGGAAUGUCAUCAUUCUUGAGACAUGGUGGGUGGACCUGGGGUGGAGGCAAUCUCAGCAGUAUGUCUGUUUCAGUAUCGAGUCUUGGAGACAGUGGUUGGUUAAUACAUAUACAAAGUAUCUUGGCUGGCUCAGCUUGGAUUGCUGCACGUGUUGCUUUAGAAUCAGCAUCUGUACUAGUUCAUUGCAGUGAUGGUUGGGAUAGAACAACUCAACUCGUUUCGCUUGCCAGUUUGAUGCUUGAUCCAUAUUAUCGAACUUUCACAGGGUUUCAGGCACUUGUUGAAAAAGAUUGGCUCGCAUUUGGCCAUCCAUUUUCAGAUCGUGUGGGCUUGCCAACUGUAUCUGGUGGUGUGAAUGUACCUUUUGAAUUAUCAAGGCAGUCUUCCACUGGAAGUUUUUCGUCAUCACCCAUGCGCCAACCAUCAGGAUCCUAUGGAUCUCAAAAUCCUAAUUCGUCGCAUCAUUCAAACAAUUAUUCUCCCAUAUUUUUGCAGUGGAUUGAUUGUGUUUCACAAUUGUUGCGGAUGUAUCCUUUUGCUUUCGAGUUCUCAUCAGCUUUCUUAGUGGAUCUCUUGGAUUGUGUGCUUUCCUGUCGCUUUGGGAACUUCUUGUGUAAUAGUGAAAAAGAGAGGCAGCAAUGUGGUAUUUCUGAAGCUUCUGGAUGCUUGUGGGCAUAUUUGGUUGAGCUACGUGUUGGAGAAGGAAAUUCACAUGUGCACUAUAACCUCUUUUAUGAUCCACUGAAACACGAUGGUCCAAUAUUGCCACCAGCUGCAGCUCUAGCACCAACUCUUUGGCCUCAGUUCCAUCUUCGUUGGUCUUGUCCCACGGAAGCACAAGCUGCAGAAGCUGAAGCUGAAUGCCGUAAGAUGGCUUUUAAAUUUUCCGAAUUGCAGAAGGAAAAAGAAGCUGCAGAAAAGAAAGCUAGGGAAAUAACCACUGCAAUGGAAUCUUUAAGUGCAGAAUUACGAGAUGUAAAGCAUGUCAGCAGCUCAGCUAUGAGCUUGGCCAAGAGAGCCGGCAAGGAAAGUGAGGCUUUAAAGCGAGCAAUACAAUCACUUGGAUGCAAGGUCCACUUCUCACGAAGUGGUGAUUGCACUCUUGAUAUUGAAAAUAGCUUGAUUGUUGCUCCACAGAAAUUUAAUUAUUCUCCUUCAAGGAGAGAAUCAGAAAGUAUCAUGCAGAACGAUGAGAAAUCCGAUCUCUCCGUUUCAAUUACAGUUGCAGCUGAUGAUGUUGCUCCUGGCAAUCCAAUUAGUCGAGUGUGUGAAACCUUAUGUCCGCUACGCACUCGAGACGGAGGCUGCAAGUGGCCAGAUGCAGGAUGUGCUCAGCUCGGCAGCCAAUUUGUCGGAAUGAAGGCAAAUUUUGAUGCAUUUGACCGACUUUCUAUUUAUGAUGGUUACUUUCAGCCCGAAUGAUUUCUGGUUUAAGAUGAAUUUUUCGUAGUCCAUCAAUUGGAAUCGGUGAAAGUUUGCCUCUUCACAGUGCAUAGUAGAUCAUCAUAUACAGUUCAGAAUUAGAUCUCUUGGUUAGAGUAGUUCAGAGGCUCUUUUUUUCUUUCUUUUUCCCCCCUUUCUUUUUCGAAGCUUGCCGUCAAAUGGACCCUGGAUUUCGGGAUGGGUCUCGGGACUCUGUACAGAGAAUAUAGAGUUAGCUCUGGACCAUCUUAUUGGCAUGGACUCUUGAGAAAUGGCAAGAACAAAGAGUUGGAAAUCAUGGAAUAGAAGCUUGUAUUUUGGUGGUCCUCAUCGCAUUCAAUUUUCAAUAAGUGAAACAUAGACAGCUGAAUACAUUGCCAUUCAUUUCCCAAAUAAGGUUGGCCUUUGUACAGGUUUCGGUCUAUCUAUUAAUGUGCUGUAACUUUCUUCACCAAGUUAUUUUGUUGAAUAUUUUUAGUAGCAAAAAAAAAAAAGAGUAAAUAAAGUUUCUUGUAAGGCUCUUUAUCCCA
This is a messenger RNA of Morus notabilis, 3181 nucleotides long. Its product is annotated as phosphatidylinositol-3-phosphatase myotubularin-1. Bases 93 to 2651 code for a protein of 852 amino acids. The record is from RefSeq and is a predicted model, not a curated record. The transcript has 20 exons. Gene Ontology annotation, molecular function: phosphatase activity. Gene Ontology annotation, biological process: dephosphorylation. Lineage: Eukaryota; Viridiplantae; Streptophyta; Magnoliopsida; Rosales; Moraceae.